Messenger RNA from Osmia bicornis bicornis, 3668 nucleotides. Its product is annotated as transcriptional repressor CTCFL-like. The record is from RefSeq and is a predicted model, not a curated record. Gene Ontology annotation, cellular component: nucleus. Bases 130 to 2283 code for a protein of 717 amino acids. NCBI's taxonomy places the organism in Eukaryota, Metazoa, Arthropoda, Insecta, Hymenoptera, Megachilidae. The transcript has 13 exons. Gene Ontology annotation, biological process: regulation of transcription by RNA polymerase II. Gene Ontology annotation, molecular function: RNA polymerase II cis-regulatory region sequence-specific DNA binding; DNA-binding transcription factor activity.
GUGGAAACUUGUUUCCGUGAAGAAAGACGAUUUUCUGUGGUAUUCGAAGGAGUUCUUGGACGCCGGUAGCGAGUAGAACACAAAAGAUUGACUAAUGAAAAUACGUUUAUAUGAAUUAAUGAUCUCAUCAUGACAAGUAACGUAGCAACAAUUAAAUUAGAAGAAGGGCAGGAAUCUGUGACAGAAAUACAAACUUAUUUAGAAACAUUUAAUAAGGAAAUAGAAGGAGGUCAAGGAGAGCAAUUACAACAUGUACAGUUGCAACAAGUAGAAGGAUUAUCAGGUGGUGAGGAAGGUGGAACUUAUUUUGUUGACCAAUCUGGUCAAUAUUAUUACCAAGCAAAUAAUGACGAAACACCUGUGAUGACACAAGUGCAAAUUCAAGAAGUAGAAGAAACUGAUGUACAAAAUGAAGGAGAACAUCCUCAAGAAGAACAAUACCAAGAGAUUGAAGAAUUAGAAAAUGUUGAUGGUGAAGAAGAUGGUCAAGUAGCUAAUAAUGGAAAUAAUCAAGUUGUAAUCAAUUCGGGGGAUGCAUAUCAAACUGUUACCAUUGUACCAUCUGACACUAAUCCUGGAGAAGUUAGUUAUGUAUUAAUAGUUCAACAACCUGAUUCUGAAGAAAAGGAAAUUAGACCUGUAGAGCAAGAAGGAACAGAGGGUGAAGAAGGAGAAGGUGAACAAGAUCUUACAGUUUAUGAUUUUGAGGAUAAUGAAGAUAAUGAAGCACCUGUGGAAUCAGAAGUAGAAGAUGAUAAGACCAAAAUUAUUAAGUUCCUACCUAAAAAAUCUCAAACUGUUACCCAAGCUCAUAUGUGUAAUUACUGUAAUUACACAAGUCCAAAGCGGUAUCUGUUAUCGCGACAUAUGAAAUCACAUUCGGAAGAAAGACCGCAUAAGUGCAGUGUUUGCGAAAGGGGGUUUAAAACAUUAGCUUCCCUUCAAAAUCAUGUUAAUACCCAUACUGGGACCAAACCACAUCACUGUAAAUUUUGCGACAGUGCAUUCACAACUUCCGGUGAACUUGUUAGACACGUCCGAUACAGACAUACACAUGAAAAACCGCAUAAAUGUCAUGAAUGUGAUUAUGCAUCAGUUGAAUUGUCCAAACUGAAACGUCAUAUUAGAUGUCAUACCGGGGAGCGUCCAUAUCAAUGUCCGCAUUGUACAUACGCAAGUCCCGAUACUUUCAAGUUAAAACGACAUUUGCGUAUACAUACCGGUGAAAAGCCGUACGAAUGCGAUUUCUGUCAAGCAAGGUUUACUCAGUCUAAUAGUUUGAAAGCUCACAAAUUAAUACAUAAUGUUGGUGACAAACCAGUAUUUCAGUGUGAAUUAUGCCCAACAACAUGUGGAAGGAAAACAGAUCUCAGAAUUCAUGUACAAAAAUUACAUACCUCUGAUAAACCUUUAAAAUGUAAACGCUGUGGAAAAACAUUCCCAGACAGAUAUAGCUAUAAGCUGCAUAGUAAAACCCAUGAGGGAGAAAAGUGUUAUAAAUGUGAUUUAUGUCCAUAUGCAUCAAUAUCUGCACGUCACCUUGAAAGCCAUAUGUUAAUUCACACCGAUCAGAAACCAUAUCAAUGUGAUCAUUGUUUUCAAUCAUUCAGACAAAAACAACUACUCAAACGGCACUGUAAUCUUUAUCACAAUCCUUCUUAUGUUCCUCCUCCACCGCAAGAGAAGACACAUCAAUGUCCUGAAUGUGAGCGGCCAUUCAGGCACAAGGGAAAUCUUAUUCGGCAUAUGGCUGUUCAUGAUCCAGAAUCCUCUCUUCAAGAAAAACAACAAGCACUAAAGAUGGGUAGACAGAAAAAGAUUCAAAUUAUAGAUGGUCAAAGAGUUGAAGUCAUGACAGGUGAUUUAGCUUCUAAACUUAAAGGUUAUGAAGAAGAAGAAGAAGAUGAAGACGAUAUGAUGGCGGUCGAAGGAAGUGACGGUCAGCAGUAUGUUGUAUUGGAAGUUAUUCAGCUAGCCGACAAUCAGGGAGCUGAUCAACAAAUGGCGGUUGUAGCUAGUGAGGAUGGAGAUUUAGUGAUGCAAGAUCCUUUAAGCCAAGAGAGUGGCAUUGUAACAGGUACAGGGGAAGAAGGUGACGAUGAAGAAGAAGAAACAGAAAUUAAACUGAAGAUAGAUCCGGAACCUUCUAUUAAAUCUCAAAACACUCAAAAUGAUCCAAAGUUACAGAAAGAAAUGGAAACUUGUUUUGGUUUUGACGAAGAGGAAGAAGAAGAGGACGAAGAAGCCAAUGGCAAUAUAAACAUAUUGCAAACAAUUUCGUAAUAAGAGAAAUUAAUGUACGUAAACCUAUCUACGUAAUAGUCAAAUAUUCUCUCUCGCAGUGUCAAUUUAUAUACUGUGAGUGCAGUUAAUUACUAUUUAAAGAUGCUGUGCAUAGCUCUAAUGGAGCUAUCUCUUGGGGCUAGCAUGAUCAACAUAAAUGGUACAAGAACAUUUUUUGCCACUACUGCACCAGAUGUAUGUAAUAAUUUAUGAAGAAACAGUAGUUUUGUGGUUUAGUGAAAUGUCAAGCAGAUGUACAAUUAUAGUAUUGUAAAAUAUCAUUUUACUUUAUUAUCAGUGAAAAUUAUUUUCUAUAAAAAUGGUCGUAAAUCGCGAAAACUGUUACUGACGGGAAAAAAGUACAUUAGCAGUGUAGGUUGGCAUAAUAUUUUUAAACAAGUUAUUUAAAAACCUUAAUGUAAAAGCAGAGCACAUAGUAAUACCUUUGAACUGAUUGAUAUCAGUGAUUGUUGGAAUAUGGUUAACAAAAGUGAAAUUAUAGGAUAACGUAAGGCUGCAUUGUAAAUAAAUGCUUACCAUUACACCUCAUUUUAUAGGUAAAUAUCAUGUUCUAUAAAUAUAUAGAAUAAAGGCAAGUGGGCGGAUUUAAUUGUAUUAAUCGUAUUUUAUGUUAUAUGUGAAUCAAUUUGCUUACAUAUAGUGUUGUAUAUAGGAAAUCAUAAUGGAAAAGAAAAUUAGAAAUUUUUCAUUAACCUGGAAGAUAUUCAUAAGUGUAUAUUGAUAUUUCAUAAUAACGACGAACUGUCAUUUUACAAAUAACUACAUGGAAUAAAAUUUUUAGUAAACGUAUAAAAAUGUGAAUGCUAGGAAGUAAUUUGAUGUUGCAUGUAAUUUUUUAUCUCACGUUUUUCUUUAAAAAACAAAAUUUUCAAAAUAUUAUUUCUCCCAGGUUAAUUGCGAUUAUUCUAAUAAAACGAGAACAUAUAUGGUGAAAUGGAUUGCAUAUAUUACAACAAAAAAGAAAGGAAAGAAAAGAAAAGAGCGAAACUUCUGAGUAGUUGAACUUUUUUGUGUUGUCUGAUUCUGUGACAAUUGUGAUUCUGUAACAACCAGAAAUAGCACUUUUCUAUUGAUACAAAUUAUAUGGAUUUCUCUUAUGUAAUGUAGGUAUUGUAUACGUAAUCUUACACACAGUUUUUCAUACAUUGCACGUAAGUUAUUCUAUGUACCUCGUCAAGAUAAGGAAAAAAAAAAUACUGAAUUCUGUAAAAAACUUGUAAAAUUUUUUUACACUCGAAUUGUACAAUUGUAAUUGAGUGACUGAUAAUUAUUACGUGCUCUUCAAAUUUAAGCACUUUCGUACAUUAUCCCAAAGAAAAACGGUGUAGCAUUUUCUCUAAUAAUAAACGUUAUGUCGUCAAUAA